Molecule: messenger RNA, 681 nt
Organism: Debaryomyces fabryi
Lineage: Eukaryota; Fungi; Ascomycota; Pichiomycetes; Serinales; Debaryomycetaceae
Exons: 1
Coding region: 1-681 (226 amino acids)
Biological process (GO): import into nucleus
Cellular component (GO): cytoplasm
Source: RefSeq, a predicted model, not a curated record
AUGAGCGCUUUUAUUAUUGGAUCUACUGGAUUGGUUGGAGCGCAAUUAUUGAAGGUUGCAGCUAAUUCGAACAAUUUCGAAACAGUUUACACUGUCAGUCGCCGUUCAGCUGGAGGUGGAGAUAAGGUCAAAGGUAUUGUUGAAACAGACUCAGAUAAAUGGCCCGAUAUUAUCAGGGAAAACAGCAAAGGUGUGAGGACAUUCUUCUCUGCUUUUGGAACCACUAGGGCUGAUGCUGGGGGAGUCGAAAACUUCAAGAAGAUCGAUUAUGGUAUUAAUUAUGAAUGCGCCAAAGCUGCGAAAGAGGCAGGGGUUGAAACGUUUGUGUUGGUAUCAUCGGUUGGAGCCAAUGAAUCUUCGAUGCUUUUCUACUUGAAGUCGAAGGGUAAGUUGGAAAAUGAUAUUAUAGCCUUGAAAUUCCCUAGAACUAUAAUCAUCAGACCUGGUGCUUUAUUAGGAAAGCGUGAGAAAUCGCAGAGUUUUGCCAACGAUUUAUUCCAAAAAUUCGGAGCUAUGGUGAAAGGAACGCCAUUGAAGUUUAUCGCUUAUCCUAUCACAGGAGAGGAAGUAGGAAAGGUUGCAGUUCAUUUAGCAUCUGAACCAUUCCCUCAAGAUAAUGGUGAAGUAGUUAAAAUUGUUAGUAAAAAUGAGCUUGAUGACUUAGUCAAAAGCCUUGAGUAA